AUGAGCACUCUUCUCUCUAUCUUAAGAGCUGGAAAUAUGGAUUUCAAAUUAUAUAAGAAUAAUAACUCAAUGAUAUCAAUUAUUCCCGAUUCAUUAAAUUUUUCAGGAAAAGAUAUGAAAUUUUUAAAUUAUUCAAAUCAUGCGAAGAAUAUAUUUGGAGGUGUCACAAAGAUUUCGAAAAUCUUAAAUCACACACAGAAGAAUGAUUCCAUAACGAGGUACAAUGCUUUAACUCUAAAAACGUUUUAUAGUUAUUAUCAAGAUAGAGUGCAAAAUUCAGGUGAAACUUAUGAUAAUACCUAUCAGAGAAUGUUUGUAAAUAAUACGCAAUUUGAUAAUAAUAAUGAAUUUAAUUUUAAUUUUACAAAUUCGUCUGAAUUUGACUCACUGAAUCUAGCUUUAACAUUAUUGAACAAUGUUGUUACAUUUGGAUCACUUAGUUUGAUUGAUGCAUUACAAAAUUCCACGAAAUAUACUAAUUUAUCAAAUACAUUAUCAAUUACAAUGAAAAAUAUCGAAACUUUCAAACAACUUGCUCUAAUGUUAAAUGAAUCAAUUCACACAAAGACAGUCAAUCAAACAGAUUCAAAUGAAAGUUAUAAACUAAAUAAUGAUAAAGAGAAAAGUGAAUUUAAUUCUAAAAAGGAAAAUGUCAGUUUUAAUAAUAGAAAACAAAAUACUCAAUCUGAAACUAAAAAAGAAAACAACAAAUUCAAUGAUGAAAAAGAAACAAAAUCUAAAAAGACAGGAACUAAAAAUCAGAAUGACGAAAGAGUAAAUGAUUGGUUUAAUAUAGUGAAAGAUUAUGCAAGCAAGGCAGUUGAUAAAUCGAAGGAAUUUGCAAAGAACAAUUUCCCUGAUGCUUAUGAAACAACUAAAGAUUAUGCAAACAAAGCAGUUGAUAGAUCGAAAGAGUUUGCAAAGAAUAACUUCCCUGAUAUUUAUGAAACAACUAAAGAUUAUGCAAGCAAAGUUAAAAAUGAAAUUGAGAAACAACUAAAUGAUGCGCAUAAGUUCGCCGAAGAAAAACUUCUGUAUCAUUCAGACAAAACAAUGCAAGCAUCAAAAGAAUUUGAAAAAGCCAAUAACAAAAGUAAUUCUGAAAAAGCAAAAGAUCAAACAAGAAAAUGA
Molecule: messenger RNA, 1131 nt
Organism: Trichomonas vaginalis G3
Lineage: Eukaryota; Parabasalia; Trichomonadida; Trichomonadidae
Product: response to water deprivation
Exons: 1
Coding region: 1-1131 (376 amino acids)
Source: RefSeq, a predicted model, not a curated record